Messenger RNA from Macaca mulatta (Rhesus monkey), 1320 nucleotides. It is a transcript of the gene BUD23, whose product is annotated as BUD23 rRNA methyltransferase and ribosome maturation factor. Gene Ontology annotation, biological process: rRNA (guanine-N7)-methylation. NCBI's taxonomy places the organism in Eukaryota, Metazoa, Chordata, Mammalia, Primates, Cercopithecidae. Gene Ontology annotation, cellular component: nucleolus. Gene Ontology annotation, molecular function: rRNA (guanine) methyltransferase activity. The record is from RefSeq and is a predicted model, not a curated record.
CAUAAAAACCGGGUUCCGGGAAACGCCACUCGCAGGCGUGCUGCUGAGGCGUGAGUAUGGCGUCUCGCGGCCGGCGUCCGGAGCACGGUGGCCCACCGGAGCUGUUUUAUGAUGAGAAAGAAGCCCGGAAAUACGUUCGCAAGUGAGGGGAGCCCGAGUACUGCGCGGUGUCCGGGGGUCGGGAAGCGGCAAGUUGUCCCGGUUGCUGGCGUUACGCAGAAAGCUCGUGGAAUUUGGGGCUCACGGAUGAUUGAUAUCCAGACCAGGAUGGCUGGGCGAGCACUGGAGCUUCUUUAUCUGCCAGAGAAUAAGCCCUGUUACCUGCUGGAUAUUGGCUGUGGCACUGGGCUGAGUGGAAGUUAUCUCUCAGAUGAAGGGCACUAUUGGGUGGGCCUGGAUAUCAGCCCUGCCAUGCUGGAUGAAGCCGUGGACCGAGAGAUAGAGGGAGACCUACUCCUGGGGGAUAUGGGCCAGGGCAUCCCAUUCAAGCCGGGCACAUUUGACGGUUGCAUCAGCAUUUCUGCUGUGCAGUGGCUGUGUAAUGCUAACAAGAAGUCUGAAAACCCUGCCAAGCGCCUGUACUGCUUUUUUGCUUCUCUUUUUUCUGUUCUCGUCCGGGGAUCCCGAGCUGUCCUGCAGCUAUACCCUGAGAACUCAGAGCAGUUGGAGCUGAUCACAACCCAGGCCACAAAGGCGGGCUUCUCCGGUGGCAUGGUGGUGGACUACCCUAACAGUGCCAAAGCAAAGAAAUUCUACCUUUGCUUGUUUUCUGGGCCUUCGACCUUUAUACCAGAGGGGCUGAGUGAAAAUCAGGAUGAAGAUGAACCCAGGGAGUCUGUGUUCACCAAUGAGAGGGUCCCAUUCAGGAUGUCGCGGCGGGGAAUGGUGAGGAAGAGCCGGGCAUGGGUGCUGGAGAAGAAGGAGCGGCACAGGCGCCAGGGCAGGGAAGUCAGACCUGACACCCAGUACACCGGCCGCAAGCGCAAGCCCCGCUUCUAAGUCACCACACAGUUCUGGACAGGCACUUGCCUCUGUACUUUUCUAUAUUGUUCAGCUGACAAAGUAGUAUUUUAGAAAAGUUCUAAAGUUCUGAAAAUGUUUUCUGCAGUUAAAAAAAAAAAAAAGUACUCUGGGCCGGGCGUGGUGGCUCACACCUGUAAUCCCAGCACCUUGGGAGGCUGAGGCGGGAGGAUCAUUUGAGGCCAGGAGUUUAAGACGUGCCUGGGCAACAUAAUGAGACUUCGUUUCUGGGGGGGGAGGGGGGAAGCUCUGAGCAUCUUAUUUUGUUUAAAAGCAAGAAAUAAAAAUUCCUUUUGUGGA